AUGGAUGCAUUACCUGUUAUAAUAUUGAGACAUUUGAUAUCAUUCCUUGAUAGUAAUGUUGAUAGGUUGAUGUUAUCAUUGAUAUGUAAGAGAAUACAUAAGUGGCAUACAAUCACCUUGCAUACUGAGCCAUCUGAUGAAUCAUAUUCUCACUCAAGUCCCAAUCUGGACUUCUACGCUGGUAAUGAUAUAGUGUACGAAGAUGAUAGAAGAGAGGAGCUGUUUAACAAGGUGUUGGCUGUUCCAAAUAUAGAAUCGGUUCACUUUGAGGAUUGUGCUGAGGAUGUGUUGGAUGAGACGUUAUGGUCUGCGAUGGGUGACCUACUCACCAGUUUGCAAUCACGUGGCGUCACUCAGUUGUCCUUAAAGACAUUCACUUCCGAGCCUUUCGUAUUCCCAAGUCAACUGACCAGUAUAUCAUUGGCAGGCUUCUUUGGCAGUUCCCUGAAUGGUCUUUUCCCAACCGGCCUAAAGACUCUCAUGCUCGGGUUAUGCUUUGGUCACACAAUCUCACCAGGUGAUCUUCCACCACAUCUAGAGACAUUGGACAUCAUGUCGGGCACACUUUUCACAUUCCAACCUGGAGUAUUCCCAAACACACUGAGGUCAUUGUCCUUUUGCUCCAACAUGCCCAUCAUUCCAGGAACACUGCCUCCCGCACUCAGACACCUCACCAUUGGCGCAGGCUUUGAUCAGCCACUUGACGAUGGAGUACUGCCCCAAUCACUUACAUCUCUUCGUUUCGAGUCACACUAUACUGGUAAUCUACUUGGUGGAAUGAUGUUUAGCCAUCCCCUGACCAAUCUGCCACCAAGCCUCACAGACCUCAAGUUGCCAAACGUGUAUAGUCAUGUGGUGGAUCACCAACCCUUGCAAUCAUUGAGUAUGUGGUCCGACUAUCAGAAAGUGUUGUGCAAGUCGGAUGUGAAGUAUCCCAACCUCACCAAGCUUAUGGUGUAUGACGUCUUGGAUAACCUCUUGGGCGUAACAUCUAAACAUUUCCCAGCAUUGCUCAUUUUGGAAACAACUCGGGACAGACAAUCAUUGAACAUUCACCAUGAUCUUUCGAUGGACUUAUCGUGCUUGCCAUCAGGUCUCGAGCACAUUGCGAUGAGAGUGCCAUCAACAUUACAAAUUCUAUCAUUCCCACCCAACCUCACUAGCAUGGUCGUGGCCAUUGAUCAUAAAGGUGUAUUCAAGCUGAGCGCUGGCCUACUACCAAACAGCAUCACAUCAUUGACAUUGAUUGGCUAUGGACAUCCAUUUGAACAAGGUCAUCUACCUCAGUCACUCACAAAGCUCAGUAUACCCGAGCACAGCAUAGACCUCGACCCAAAGGUGUUGCCAACAACAUUGAGACAUCUAAUUUGGACCACUGGUUAUACUCGACAAUUCUAUGAUUUCCUAAUGGUAUUCCCUGCGUCAAUCCAACGAUUUGAGCUUUCAUUCAACUCAAAGAUUGUCAACCUAUUGCGAAUCAAUGACACAACAUUCUUCCGUUAUCACAAUGAGGAUUUAACUGAAUGUGGAUUCACCUCCAUCACAUCUAUUACCAAUCAAUUAAAACAACUAAAUAGUGAUUCAUUCAUUCAUUGA
Messenger RNA from Acytostelium subglobosum LB1, 1596 nucleotides. RefSeq lists its product as hypothetical. The transcript has 3 exons. The record is from RefSeq and is a predicted model, not a curated record. Lineage: Eukaryota; Evosea; Eumycetozoa; Acytosteliales; Acytosteliaceae. Bases 1 to 1596 code for a protein of 531 amino acids.